Cucumis melo (muskmelon) is the source of this 2178-nucleotide messenger RNA. RefSeq names its product heparanase-like protein 1. The transcript has 11 exons. The record is from RefSeq and is a predicted model, not a curated record. The coding region runs from base 496 to 2106 and encodes 536 amino acids. Lineage: Eukaryota; Viridiplantae; Streptophyta; Magnoliopsida; Cucurbitales; Cucurbitaceae. Gene Ontology annotation, cellular component: membrane; plant-type cell wall. Gene Ontology annotation, molecular function: beta-glucuronidase activity.
AUCUCUUGUUUUAUUUGUAGUUAUAUGAAUGAUGAAACUUUAUUUUUCUUUCGGUGGGUAUUUCUUUUUGAAGGAUAUUCACGGAUUGGGAUGAAAUGACAAAACACCCACCACCCACCGAUUGUAUUCUCUUACCAAAAUCUCAUUUUAUCCAUAUCAGUAAGCUAUGAAGCUUCUUCAUUGCUAAAACUGAAGAGAAAAGCCAUCGUCAACACUUUUGAAGAUCAUGUGAAGAAGAUCCCAAAUGGGUAUUUUUCCAUAAGAAUCAGAAACUAUUCUUCUCAGAGCACAGGGAUUUUGUUGUUGGAGUGGCCUAAAGUCCAAGAUAGGAAUUGGAAAGUCUGGUGGUUUAGCUAAAAAUUCUUGACUUCAGGUUGUGGCAAUUGCUUCAGAGGCCAUCUCCACUUCAUUUUCGUGUUUCAUUGACGAAAUUUCUCGAAUUUGAGUCGGUAUGUUUUGUUGAGCUGGUGAGAGACCGUAUCGAUUGCCCAAGCGAUGGAUGUCAGAUUCUUCUUGCUUCUCUUAGUAGUUUCUCUACCUGCUAUCUGGGCUCAAGACAUAGAACAUGCCAGAAUUAUAAUCAAUGCUAAUGAGAAAGUUGCAGAAACAGACUAUAAUUUCAUCUGUGCUACCUUGGAUUGGUGGCCUCAUGAUAAGUGUGAUUACAACCAAUGUCCAUGGGGGUACUCAUCCGUCAUUAAUUUGAACCUAUCUCAUCCUCUUCUUUCCAAGGCAAUUCAAGCUUUCCAUAAUUUAAGGAUCAGAAUUGGUGGCUCUUUACAAGACCAAGUAUUGUAUGAUGUCGGAAACUUGAAAACCCCCUGCCGUCCAUUUCAGAAGAUAAGCUCGGGGUUAUUUGGUUUCUCAAAGGGAUGUUUACACAUGAAUCGGUGGGAUGAGCUAAACCAUUUAUUCUCCAGGACAGGAGCCAUUGUGACAUUUGGCUUGAAUGCCCUUUAUGGGAGGCACAAGAUUGGUAGAACUCAGUGGGGAGGAGAUUGGGACUCCAGUAAUGCUCGUGAUUUUAUGAAGUACACCAUUACUAAGGGAUAUGUGAUCGAGUCGUGGGAAUUUGGUAAUGAAUUGAGUGGAAGUGGUGUUGCUGCUAGUGUUGGUGCUGUACAGUAUGGAAAAGACCUGAUCCGACUCAAAAGCAUCAUCAAUGAGCUGUACCAAGAUUCCAACUCAAAACCGUCACUUAUAGCACCUGGAGGAUUUUAUGAGCAGGAUUGGUAUGCAAAACUUCUCCAGGUUACAGGAUCAAAUGUGGUUGAUGUCAUCACCCAUCAUAUAUAUAACUUGGGUCCAGGCAUUGAUCCCAAUCUAGUGAAAAAGAUACUUGAUCCCCAAUACCUUAGCAGAGUAUCAGAAACAUUCAGCAAAGUUGAUCAAACCAUCCAAACAUAUGGUCCGUGGGCUUCUGCAUGGAUUGGGGAAUCUGGUGGGGCAUACAACAGUGGUGGCCGUAAUGUAUCUAACACAUUUGUCAACAGUUUUUGGUACCUAGAUCAGCUGGGUAUGGCAGCCAAGUACAGAACAAAGGUCUACUGCAGACAAACACUAAUUGGUGGAAAUUAUGGUCUUCUAAACACCGGCACAUUUGUGCCAAAUCCAGAUUUCUACAGUGCACUUCUAUGGCACCGGCUUAUGGGAACAGGUGUUCUUGAUGUCAAUAGUGAUGCUUCUCCCUUUUUACGCUAUUAUGCUCAUUGCUCAAAAGAAAGGGCUGGUGUGACUGCAUUGUUUAUUAAUUUAAGUAAUCAAACACGUUUUGAAGUCAGUGCUCGGAACAGCUUAACUAUAAAGCCGAUGAGGAUUCACAAAGGGAGCUCUUUCAUGCAAGGUAUUAAGAAAACAGUAAGUUGGGUUGGAAACAAGGCAUCAGAUUUGUCCAUAUCAAGAGAAGAAUACCACCUGACUCCAAAAGAUGGUUUCCUUCAAAGCCAAACCAUGGUUCUAAAUGAUAUCCCAUUAGAACUGACUGAAGAUGGAAACAUUCCUCCACUAAACCCUGUUCUUAAUGAUGUGAAAUCUCCUAUAGUUAUAGCUCCUUUGUCCAUUGCUUUUAUAGUGUUCCCAAAUUUUGAAGCUCCAACUUGCAAAUGAUCUGUUUACAAACAGUAGUAAUAAAGGUCUCACCUCUCCUCAACGAGGGAGGGGAUACGUCCUUUUGGAAAA